Messenger RNA from Cajanus cajan (pigeon pea), 998 nucleotides. NCBI's taxonomy places the organism in Eukaryota, Viridiplantae, Streptophyta, Magnoliopsida, Fabales, Fabaceae. The record is from RefSeq and is a predicted model, not a curated record.
GCUACUGUCUCCUAAGUUGCGAUUUUAAUUUCUUAAUAAAUAUAUUAAAAUAAAAUAAAAUAAAAUAAAGCUUCCUUACUCUUUAUGCAAUGCUUCCCAUUUUCACAAUUUGUUGACACCAAAUUCUCUGAUCCCAACCCUUUUAGCUACACAAAAUGAGUGCCAUCUCUUUCAGUUCCGUUUCUUUCCACAGUGCCAACUGUUGGAACAACCCCAAGGAGUUUGGAAAGGUGAGAAAGCAACAAGAUUGGAAGCUACUUGUGAAGUGUUUGAGCAAGAGUGGGAACCCAUCUUCACAAAAUGCAGUUCGUGUUGGUGUUCUUGGAGCUAGUGGCUACACUGGUUCUGAGGUUAUCCGGCUUUUGGCAAAUCAUCCACAAUUUGGAAUUGCAUUAAUGACUGCUGAUAGGAAAGCUGGGCAGCCAAUCUCGUCUGUAUUCCCGCAUUUGAGCACUCGGGACUUGCCAGAUUUGAUUGCAAUAAAGGAUGCAAACUUUUCUGAUGUGGAUGCUGUUUUCUGUUGUUUGCCACAUGGAACUACUCAGGAAAUAAUUAAAGGCCUACCAAAGCACUUGAAGAUUGUGGAUCUUUCUGCAGAUUUUCGUCUAAAAGAUAUUUCUGAGUAUGAAGAGUGGUAUGGUCAGCCACACAGAGCACCAGACUUGCAGAAAGAGGCUAUAUAUGGAUUGACAGAGGUUUUAAGGGAAGAAGUAAAGAAUGCACGUCUAGUUGCUAACCCUGGUUGUUAUCCAACAUCUAUUCAACUUCCUCUUGUCCCAUUGAUAAAGGCUAGUCUUAUUAAGACUAAAAAUAUUAUCAUUGAUGCUAAAUCUGGUGUGAGUGGAGCAGGGCGCAGUGCCAAGGAAAUUUUAUUGUUCACUGAAGUAACUGAAGGUCUCAAUUCUUAUGGCGUUACCCGACAUCGCCAUGGUAAGUCUAAUUUUCUUCUUAUAAUUGGAUUUAGGUAUUUUGAGUCUGACAAACUUCAGCCUAACUAA